Molecule: messenger RNA, 1802 nt
Organism: Papaver somniferum (opium poppy)
Lineage: Eukaryota; Viridiplantae; Streptophyta; Magnoliopsida; Ranunculales; Papaveraceae
Exons: 3
Coding region: 342-1472 (376 amino acids)
Source: RefSeq, a predicted model, not a curated record
AGGAUUUAAUUUUUAUAAUUAUCUUCCAAAUUUAAGUUACUCUGUUUCAUCAGAGUUCUUUUCUUAUUUCUUUAGGAAAGCAACAGCCCACCAUUUCUGAUGAAAGAUGUGGUCAUGAAAUUCAACAUAACAUCACAACAACGUUGAAUCUGUUUUUAACCGUCACUCUACUCUUUAGAUCCAUUCCCAGAAAAACAUGAAACUGACAGUCGGAUAGUUGGAUUAGUAGUGUCUUCAAAAUUUUGGUCCAAAGGUGAAAGCUUUCAUCAUUAAUGAGUUCAAUUCUGUAUGUAUAACUCUUUUUUUGAUUUGAAUUGCAGUAACAUAAUCAGAUUUGAGAUAUGAAGUUCAAACAAGGAAAUAAAGUUGAGGUAUUGAGAAAAGAAAAGAAAGAGUUUGAGUCCUGUUGGUAUCCAGGUAAAAUAAUUUAUAUAGUUGGAUCUCAAUACACUGUUAGUUAUAAUUUGGUUCGAAACUCGAAAGGAGAACCACUUGUAGAAAAUGUUUGUCGAGGAGAUGUUAGACCAAUACCACCACCAACAAAAAGAGACGGAGAAUGGGUAAUUGGUGAUGUUGUUGAGGUUUUCGAUCUUAGUUGCUGGAAAGCGGGGAAGAUUGCAAAAGUCAUGAACGGAAAUCGUGUUGUUAUUAGACUCGUUGGGUCAAUCCGACUAAAGGAAUUUCAUGAGUCUAAUUUACGGGUUCGACAAACUUGGCAAAAUGGGGAAUGGAUUGCUGCUGUGAAGGGAGGUCGAGAAAGACGCGACGAUAAUAAUGAUACUCUACGUAAGUGUUCAAGUCUUGCCCAAGGCCUUGGUAGAGGGUCCCAACAACAUCUUAUUCUCAAAGAACCUUCUGUAAGAGAUGGAGAGGAGCAGGAAAAGUUCAAGAAUCUCCAACUUAUGAAGAAGUCGAAGAGAAAUAUUGACCUCCAUUUUGAGUCAGCAUUUCAUGAUGAAAUAACUGAGAUAGGUGGUAGAAAGAGAAAAGCACUCAUGAAAGUGGGAAAUAGUGGUCGACUUCCUAAGAAAGCUAAAAUGGGUAAGAACUGCAACUAUUCUUUGCAUCCCUUUUCAAUGCCCGUUAAGGUUGUUACUGAAGAUAGCAAUGAAUGCUCUGUUGCUAGUUGUAGUAGUAAUUAUUUGCCAGAUUAUAAGCCCCGAAGUUGGGAAAUAUCAUCGAAGAAUGGGGAUGGUAGUUGUUUUGACGAUGCUGGAUCAGUUUGUCCAUCUAUGUCUAAGAAGGACUAUUUACAAUCUUAUGCCGACGAUGAAUUACCAGACGAUGAAGACAAUGGCGUUCAUAAAUUAGAGUUACAUGCUUAUAAAUCAACUGUUCAAGCACUAUAUGCGUCUGGCCCAUUAAGUUGGGAACAAGAAUCACUCUUAACAAAUCUGCGUCUCUCUCUAAACAUUUCGAACGAGGAGCACCUUCGUCAGCUGAGACAACUCUUAUCUGCGCAGGUUAUUUGAUUUCAUUAUUCCCCUAACAGGUACACUUUAAGGGUUAACGUCGAAAAUCAAACUAAAUUAGUGGAAACAACUACCCUUUCAUACUGAUUUGCGAGUUUUUUUGUGAAAAAGGAGGAAACCCUUGAACAGGAACGAGAGCAGAGUUACAUUUUCAAUUACAUUCGAGAAGAAAUUUAGGCAGACAAUUUUGGGUUGUCUUUCAAAUGUAAAUAUACAUGUAGAUGAGGUGUUUCAGUAAAGCCAAAUAAGGUAAUGUAGUUUUUCAGAUGAUUAUUGCCACUCUUUAUCUUUUUUUUUUCAAUAGUAUCAUCAGUGCACAUUGCAACUCUA